Molecule: messenger RNA, 1985 nt
Organism: Periconia digitata
Lineage: Eukaryota; Fungi; Ascomycota; Dothideomycetes; Pleosporales; Periconiaceae
Source: the annotation of a GenBank genome assembly
CCAUGCACGAAAAAAAGCGAAGAGCCCGCACGGGCUGUCUAACAUGCAGAGCUCGCCGCGUCAAAUGCGACGAACAGCUUCCAAUAUGCAAACGCUGUGCCGCUGCUAACACAGAAUGCGCUGGUUAUGAACAGCGACGUGUCAUUGUUUGUGUCAAUUCUCCUAGCAACGGGCAAGAUAUAAAUCCUGCACCAGCGAGGACGCCUCAUCAAGACCCAAGUCCGUACAGUACUGUUUAUAUGAGCGAUACAGCACCGUCUCAUCUAUCACAUGACCGGAAGCCACUCAUCUCGUUUCCUUCCAGCCCGCGCCCGAGCCAAAACGCUGGCCCUGGAGCAAGGCACGUACUCGGUUACCACCAAGCACUCCUGAGGACAGUGCCUAUACUGUUCCCCACUAAUCAUCUUCAUUUCUGGAGGGAUGGACUUUUCCAGGAAGCUUGGGGCUGCGAAUAUCUUUACUUGACUCUUGUGGCUCUUGGCAACAUACACCGGGCAGCUCUGAUGUGUGACGAACGCGAGAAAGCCAAUGGGCUUGAUAUGAAGAUCACUGCUGUUCAGUUAUAUGUCCAGGCACUCGAAGAUUUAGAGUUUCAUUUGGAAGAAGCGAAACAGACACCUACCCUGCUUGUUGCGACUCUUUGCUUGAUGGCUUACUUCGAGGCCUUGAGUGGGAAUAUACCUGCCUUUAUCGGCCGUGUACAAUCUGCACAUCAUUACUUCGCGGCCUAUCUAUCAAAAUAUAGUAGUAUGUGUGGUCUCGAAAACCCCCACAAAGAGGCUCUGGAUCCUUUGCAAGAUUGCUUUAGAUGUCUCGGGCAAACCUGUUAUGUGGCCCUGCCUUUAAACCGGAUACAUAUUAUCAUUGAGCAGUACAUGGCUACUUCCCAACCAGGUCAUCGCGAGCAGGAUUACAGAGCGUUUACUGUUGGCGAAGCACUCCAACGCCUUGUCGGUAUCAUCUCAGAAGACCAACAAGUCAAACAACUUGUCUGGAGUCCCAUUGCCACUUACGCUCGAGACACACCCAUUGAUGCCAUUCGUAAUGUAGAGAGAAAACUCAGAGAGUGGAAAGAUUGCCACCUACAUCUCAUUCCAGAAUUGGACACGGAUACCGCGCUCAACACUCUGCUCGUCUACAAAUGGCAAAGCACUCCCAUGCCACCGCCACCCUAUACAAUUACUACCCGGCACUCAUCCGUUGCAGCCGUACAUUUCAAUUUCUACGUUGCCCGCAUGAAAUUUGCUUUAUCAUCUCUUGGGGAAGACCCAGAGAACAAUCAAUCAACAGCGAACUUCUAUUUCUAUGAAGCCCUCCGCCACGCUGCAUCCCACAUUUCACGUUUUUCCGUAGCGAGUGGGAUCGAAGACCCCUAUAUCCCGUGUGAGUCACUCAAUAUCGGCGUAUUAUCUGUGCUCCACAUUAUCGGUCUCUGCAGCCCUCAGCCGUCCUGGCUAGAGUGGAUCAAGAACUCGUGCGACAUGAUAAAACAAGAAGGCGUAAUCAAGGGUCACACAUUUGCUACGAAUCUGGCUUGCCUACAUGCAUUUGAGGAAAGCAGGCACGGAGCCUCCCUUUCGAUCGCAGAUCGAUACCCCACACCUGCAGAACGUAUCAUCUGUCAACUUGUUCCCGAGACGGAUGGACGUCACUUUAUAUCUUAUUUUGCAGCCCCUGCGGGGAAUCUUGGUACACAUCACGAAGGACUGAGCACGUAUCACGUGAUAGGACAUGCUCGGUGGGCAUGCGGCGGUGAUGAAUCUCCCUGUACGCCGUUUAUCAAAAUGUAUGGCGAGGAAGACGUCCUCUUAGCACCAUUCUCGACAGAUUGGCUGUACAGCACUCAGGCCGUGCGGGAUUGGACGUUAUGGUCUCAAGAGAAAGAAUUUAGAAUGAACCGUGCCCUCCAAGAUCAUAUUAGCGGAACGAGGCUACUGUUGGCUGCUGGUGAAACCACACAACGCACCGAUUUGCUCACCCGUUGA